AUGACAUCGCGACACCGACACAGACGCAUUCCGUCUUCUGGUAGCGCUACCACGACACAAACCACCGCGUCAACGGCGUCUACAACAGUACAGGCACUGAAUGCCCACAGGAUGGCUCCCUCACAGCCCUCCUCUGCCCUCCCUUCAGUACGAAGGACACUUUUCAACUCCGGAAGCACUCAUACAAGCCGGCGGCCAGCGUCGACUACCUCUUCCUCUACCGCGACGGAUAACCACUCUUCCAUGCCAACGGAUACAGCCACAAGCUCGAAUGGAAGCUCAAACGCUCUUGGAGGAAACAGGCCAUCCAAAUCGAUAUCUAAACUUGGCACAUCUUUAUCCGCAUCUUCUUUAGAUAGUGGUGAUAUUGUUGCGCGUGACAAGAAUGGGUGUUACAAAGUGGAUAUCCCGAUCUUACCGCCCGGCGUGUUUGGAGAAGAAGGUGAGGGUGGUGAUUCAAUGGAAGGGAUAGAACAUUCAGGGGGUGCAGAGAUGCCAAUUGAAGAGGGAGGCGAGCUUGCGGGAAGGGAUAAAGAAAAAAUCGAUGCCAGCUUUGUUGAAAUGAUGCGUCACAACAGGAGCCGACAUGUCAAUGGUGAACCCUCUGAGGUUUUUCUAUUAGUUCAGCAAAACCUAAGGGACAGAGUACUAGGACUUGAUGAGGACAAAUGGAUGUUCGAGGUCGAUGAGGAAAUCAAACUCUAG
Messenger RNA from Arthroderma uncinatum, 705 nucleotides. RefSeq lists its product as uncharacterized. The record is from RefSeq and is a predicted model, not a curated record. NCBI's taxonomy places the organism in Eukaryota, Fungi, Ascomycota, Eurotiomycetes, Onygenales, Arthrodermataceae. The transcript is spliced from 3 exons. The coding region runs from base 1 to 705 and encodes 234 amino acids.